Mus caroli (Ryukyu mouse) is the source of this 831-nucleotide messenger RNA. It is a transcript of the gene Cyb5a, whose product is annotated as cytochrome b5 type A. NCBI's taxonomy places the organism in Eukaryota, Metazoa, Chordata, Mammalia, Rodentia, Muridae. The record is from RefSeq and is a predicted model, not a curated record. Gene Ontology annotation, cellular component: intracellular membrane-bounded organelle; endoplasmic reticulum membrane. Gene Ontology annotation, molecular function: heme binding.
AGUUUGAGGCACCGCCCCCUCCUGGUUCUGGGCACAAGGCCAGGUAGAGCUGGGAAUGUCCCGGGCGGAGGCGCUCAGACCUAAUCAUAGCACAACCCUGCACGGCUGUGUUGCAGGGCCCGGAAGGCUCACUGUUCCGAGAUGGCCGGGCAGUCAGACAAGGAUGUGAAGUACUACACCCUGGAAGAGAUUCAGAAGCACAAAGACAGCAAGAGCACCUGGGUGAUCCUGCAUCAUAAGGUGUACGAUCUAACCAAGUUUCUCGAAGAGCAUCCUGGUGGAGAAGAAGUCCUAAGAGAGCAAGCUGGGGGUGAUGCUACCGAGAAUUUUGAGGACGUCGGGCACUCUACGGAUGCACGAGAACUGUCCAAAACAUACAUCAUCGGGGAACUCCAUCCAGAUGACAGAUCAAAGAUAGCCAAGCCUUCGGAUACUCUUAUCACUACUGUCGAGUCUAAUUCCAGUUGGUGGACCAACUGGGUGAUCCCAGCCAUCUCAGCCCUGGCUGUAGCUCUGAUGUAUCGCUUCUACAUGGCAGAAGAUUAACUUGUCUCUCCGAAGCCAAGGAACUAAAAGACUGCCCCAGAGAGGGGAGAAAAGAAGCCAGUGUUAAUCACUUCCACUGACAGAAACCUCCCCCUGAGAACAUAAUUGUAAUAUAUCUGUUUCCCUUUCCUCCUGUGCUAGUAGAACAAACAAGGGACUCUUUGUACUCUUAAACUUUUUAAAUGUGCCUUUUUACUCAACUUCAUUGUGAUGUUUCUUCACUACAUAAUUUACUUAUUGUAAACACGAUCUUUUUAAAAUAUAUCUGGCUUGUAAAGUAUACCA